GGUUUCCCAUCAGAGCACAGCCCAGAGUCACAUGGUUCAGUGCUGGUUUCACCCUGGAUCCACAGAGAGGGGGGACCAGACCGACUAAGCAGGACGCAGAGAGAGAUAACAACAAGCCACUGUGACAGAAAAGAAACCGCCUGUGGAUCAUUUUCUUUGUCUUUUGGGAAUAACUUUUUGCACAUUUUUGUGACACUUUGUAGCGCUAUGAAGUGAAACUCCGCCAUAUUCAGUCCACCACGCCCGGAGCUCUGCUAAAAGGGAUAAAAAAAAAAGACUUCAUUCUUUUAAAGUUGUUGCACAAACUUAAUUUCCUCUUCACGGGAGAGAGGAACAAGGUAAUACCAACAGCCACGAGAUUAACGACUUAACUUCCUCAAAUUUACAUGAGUUAAAGCCUGUUCCCAGAGAGAGAGAGAGAGAGAGAGAGAGUUGUGUUGGCGCACUCUGAGGGCUUUUCUGGAGGGGUUAAUCCAAAUAGCCUAUAUUGACUUUAGGAUACUCGGGGCUCUAUCUGUGUUCCUGUAUAACGAGCAUUAUGUCUCUGUGUGUACCUCUGAAGGGGAAGUGUUAUCCGGCAAGAAUGACGCUGAGCUCCGUGGGGGCUUGCUGCCUCAGCCCGGAGGCCAAAGAGGCUCGCAGGAUCAACGAUGAGAUCGAGAGACAGAUCCGCCGGGACAAGAGGGACUCCCGACGGGAAUACAAGCUCCUACUGCUCGGUAAGAACCGAGAAUACAGCUUUCCAGCCUUUUCCCCAUUUUCCUCUCGUAUCGUGUCAUUUUCCUCUGCAUUCAUGCUGAAAGAGGCAGCCAAGUUCAACCAAAGAAGCAGCAUCCUCAUGUAGAAGUUUGUUUGAUAUAUUCGAAGGUAUGCAAAUUCACUUCACUUUCAAAGCACUGUUCAGAUUUUAUUUACAGUUUCAAAAUGCUUCACAGACAAAAUAAAACAUAAAGGGGGAAUAUAUCUGCCAAAACUGUCAAAAUUAGGCAGAUAUGUGUAUUUAACAUGAACCAUGCAUAGGCUGCACAUCACAUUAAGUGUAAAACAUGGAGGUUUGAGCAUGAGGUGACUUAAAGUGUGAAAGGUACCAGUAACAAUUCAUGAGAAAUGGCCUCAAUAUCAUUAUGUAUACUGAAUUAUUUAAUUCUGACUCUUCUUUACUUAUAUAUCAAUGUGUUGAGAUCAUUCUUGGGGUAUUUAGUGGGCUGCAGGGUCAAAGAAAUCGAAUUUGAACUCAAGCAGUAACAAGGCAGAAUAAGAUGGUUUCAUUUAUAACAGUGAAUACAGUUAUAAUCCCACUCAGUUUAUCAAAGCAAUAAAUGCACAUUUCCUCUUCCUUAUGGUGACGAAGUAGUAACAAUAAGAGUACUGUAAGGAAGUUUUGAGAGCUCUCUACGUGCUAAAGUUCAGGUAUAUAAGCUGAUCUAAGUUGAUGGAAAAGCACACAUUUUGUACAUUCCUCCGGUAAGGGAUGGUGUGAUUGUGGUUUUUACCAGCUCACGUAUUACAGUGAAUGUAGUAAGAGGUCCUGAUACAUGAUGAAACAGAGUGAUAAUAAUCAUGACAUAAGGGGUCAUACAUUCAAAAGCCUGAUAAUGUAAUCUUGUGAUCAAUAAUCAUGUUAUGAAUAAUGAUAACCAGGAAUAUGAGCUUUCCAUCUGUUCGUUUUAUUUCCUGUCAUAUUGUAGAUAUGUCAUCUUUUGUUUACAUUUGAUCUAUUCAGGUUAACAUUCUAGCUCCUCCCGAACUUUAAGAUCAUUUUUACAUAAAUUUCAUCAGUAUCAGUUCAUAAAAUGUAAUAUGUUAAUGAUUAAUCUACCAGAAAUCAAAGGUAAAAGAUCUGUUCAUUUCUUAUAUAACAAUUACAAAUUCAAGGGUGCAAAAGAACGUCACUUGAAAAGAGAAAGUCAAAGACCUCAUAAUCUCGCUCAUCCUUCCUCAAAGUGGCAGCGUUGAUAAGUCAAAUCCCAGACGAUUAUCAUGUUUGCUUGUGAGACUGUAGAGUUGAAAAGAUCAGUGAGGCAAGCAAGAAAGAAAAAGAGGUUUUGGUCCAUCAAAGUGAUCUUUUUGAUCAUUUCAAAUCUUUAUUUUUCUGCAGCAUGGUUAGCUAUUGUACCUCAUUAGACCUUCAGAGUGAAAUCCACCAGGGAAGUUCAGCGAGGACACCACAUGAGGUGACUCAAGAGCAUCACCAAGUGUUGUUUGCAGAUUAAAAAUGUAAUACUCAUACAAUAUUCUGUUUUUUUAAUACAUAAAAAUGAACUCAGAUCAUAUAAACUUAAAGUGGAACUGUUGACACUAAGUACAAAGGUACAUGCUGUCUGUUAUUCUUACAUUAUUUACAAGUAAGUUUCUGAGUACUAAACUGUCAAUCAUAUUUCUUUGUAAAGCUUCUGUAAGGAACUUUUGGUUUGUUGUUGAUUUUGGCCCCUCUUCGACAAAGACAUACAUCUUCUUCCUUUGCUGGUGGUAUUGUCUAGGGCCUGACCUAUGUAUGGACGAGCCAAUUAAGUCAGCCAAAACUCGCUGAUAUUUUUAGAAAUAAAAUGCAGAGAAUAAGAUUCAGUUUGACUUCAAAAAUGUUUCGCCAUUUGAAAAGUUCCCCAACUUAUCCUGUAGAUGGCGCAGUGACCUCAUGACAAUCUUGAUCCACUAGCCACCUCACUGCACAGCAGAGUGACAGAUCUGAAGCAGGCAGCUCAGGGACGCACGGAGAAGAGUGGUCCACCUCAACCGUAAAUAAACCAGUUUGUGAAAUACACAAUAAAUCAACAAGUUUCAGUUCAACCCACUUCACGAUGUUCUCCACUGUGCUGGUCUCAGUCAUGCCGAGUUAACAGUGAAGCACCAUGUAAUACGUAAGCUAAAGUUAGAGUUAGCCAUCUGCUAUGAGCCUUUCUACACUGUUAGCCGUGCCAGUAACGGUAGAAUAAACAACAGUACACAUUACAUGAUCGAGCUACUUCUCUUACUGAGGCAGCUGCAUGUCUCCAGAUGAGACCGGACUGGAAAUGAGUAACAUGAGUUAAGACGCGGAGGCACAGAACAGCGGAGGGAAUACUUUUCUGGUCUGAGUUUGAUUCAUGAUAAAGACGUGGAAUAUUACUGAGAUGAUCAGUCGGUCUUCCUGUCAGCGCAGUAGCCUACAGUAUAUCGAGUGUUCCUCAUUUUUUAUGAUGUAUGUGAGUUAGCUUUAUUUUUAUUUCUUUAUAUAGCUUAACUGUUUGCACUUAAGACAAAAUACCUCAUUGUUUUUCAUUUUGUUUAACAAAAUCGGCCAAUAAUCGGUAAUCGGACCCCCCCCCCUUAUAUUGGUGGUGGUGGUGGUGGUGGUGGGGGGGGGUUAUUGGCGUUGUUAUUGGCAUUGGCCCCAAAACGUCCAUUUCGGUCGGGCUCUAAUAUUGUUGUGCACUUUUAGAGGUCAAAUUUUCUGCUAAAAAUCAUCUUUGUGUCUAGAAAUGUGAGGAAAGGCAGUUUCUUUAGUGUGCUGACACUUUAGUGUGGAUGGUCUACUAAGUGCGCCAAAGCUCUUCAAAAUAACUUAAUAAAUAGAUAAAAAGACAUUAAAUCCCUUUACUUGUUCAACCAUAAAAAACACAUAUGUCUUUGUGGUUGUUUGUGGGCAGUAAAUGUGAGCUUUAAAAGGCCGCAGUCCCUUUUAACAGUGUGACCUAAAGAUCAAAACCUAUUUAAUUAGCCAUGCCAACUUGGGUGGUUUCAUUUUUUUGCGAUCACAGAGGAUGUAUCAUCAGUACUGUGAAUAAGUUUAAGGUCCAAACACAGUCCUGUUGUUUGUGGUUUCUGUUCUCUGUAAAAUGAUUGACUCAUGCUGAAUAAGUAACCGCCCUUUCAGGUUCAAAAGUCAGGUGUGUAGCUUCAGUGCUCCAAAACAUGGCAGAAAUAUUCCAAAAUAAAUAAAGUAUCGCUUUUGUUAAUUUACUUCAGCUGCUAAAAACAUUCAACAUCAAAGGGAGAAACUGACUUUCUUUUCUCUCCACUUUACUUCUGCAAAUCUCUCUAACUGUCGGCAGUGAAAGCUUUUAUUUCAAGCUGCUGAGCUACACGGGGAAGUGCUGCAACUUCUUGUAGUUUAACUUAUUCAAAGCUACAGGCAGCCACUGGCGAGAUGACAAAACUGUGUUUGUCAGAAUUUACAAACUGUCUUCUCAAAGAAUAAACGCUGAACCUAAAGGGCCCAAGAGGGGACGAAUCCCAGACACUUGUAAUAAAAGGUGUUUCCAAGAUUGCAUAAGAGAGGAACAUGAAAACACAGCACACACGCACACACUGCUGACAACACUUCUUGCUUUUGCUUUUGAUAGUAGAGAGCACAGAUAGAGUUCAAACACAAGGCUUGUAACCCUAGAAAGAUCUUAGAUUAAACAGCAUGACUAACAGUAACACCUGUUUUUGAAACAGCUUAUGAAUCUGUGCUAUGUCCCUCUGUUAGUGUCCACUGUUACUGGUAGUGUAUACCACAAGUGGAAUCGAACAUCAGAAAUUUAUAGUCAACUUGUAUCAGGACAUAUGAUAAUUUUAAUGUAUUGCUAUUGCUAAAUGUGGAUAUUUGAUUUUAUAAUGGACAAGCAGUCAACAAAUUUCUUUGAUUGUACUACCGAUACAAAUCCUGAAAUCAUACUUUUGUGGGACAUUUUUAACUCUCAAUAAAAUCAUAAUUAAAUUCUAUCCCAUCAUUUCAUUUAAUGUAGUUGAUAUCAUAUUUUAUUGUAUUCUAAUGUAUUGAGUCCUAUUUUAUCUUCAUCAUUUUACUAUAUUAUAUCAUAUCCUAUCCUAUCCCAUUAUAUCAGAUUGUAUCCCAAUGUAUUGUAACAUAUUCUAUUUAUCCUACAAUGUAUUAUAUCGUAUCAUAUCCUAUUGUAUCAUACCAUAAUAUAUCUAAUUGUAUCGCAUCCAAUUGUAUCCCAUUAUAUUGUGUCGUAUUGUAUCCUAUUGUAUCAUAUCCUAUCCUUAAUACUAAAGUAUUAAUUGUAUUUGAGUCUAAUAUAUUGUAUCCUAUCACAUCCUAUUAUGUUGUACUGUAUUGCACUUUAAAAACUCUGUAUAACCUAGGUUAGGUUUACAUGAGUUAAAUUUCUGGAUUAUUUCUCAGAUCCAUACCCAUUUCUUGGGUCAUAUGGAUUCUAUUGUGACCCAAUUUGAGUGUUUUUUGAAUGGGUUGAUAAUUAUGGGUUAUUUUUCUGAGAGUAAUAAUUGGGUCAGAGCGUUGGGUUCAAUUGACUCUACGGGGUUUCUAGGCCUAAUGGCAAUUAAAGUGACCUGGUGACCUUAUGAACUUUGACCUUGAUUUAAUAUACAUAUAUAUAUAUAUAUAUAUAUAUUUAUAUAGGGGUAGCUACCCCAGUAUAUAUUGUGCGGACCCUUAGCGCUAUGGCCUACCUCAUAAACAUGAAUGUGUACCAUUAAAAGCCAAACUGGCUCAGACAGUACAAGUUGGAAAAGCAAAGCUCCCAAAAAGAGCUCCCCAAAUGCCUAUAUCAAUUUAACCCAAGAUCAUGACUCAGAUUAACUCAAAGAUUGGAUUAACUUGACUCUUAAAAAGAGUUAUUGAGUCAACCCAAAAUUUGGGUUAAUUUGUAUAACCCAACAUUCUGGUUCAAAAUAACCCAAUAAGUAGUCAGUGCCUUCUCAACCUUGGUGUUGGUUUUUAGAGUGUGUAUUUUAUAUCCUAUUAUAUCCUUUUUUAUCAUAUUGGAUCCUGUUGCAUCAUGUAUCAUUGUAUUAGACUAAAUUGUAAUCUAUUGUAUAGUAUCAUAUCCUGCAUUGUAACAUUCAUAUUAAGUUGUAUCGCAUCUUAUCUUACUGUAUCCUUUCAAAUCCUUUGGUAUCAUAUCGUAACAUUCCCUACACCCCAUGAUUCCCACCUAGAGGACUCAGUCAUGCUACAGGUGCUGUUUUGCUUUACUUAAGGGCACUUGGGCUUUAAGCUAAAUGCUCAAGUGAGCAUAUUUAAACCCAUUUGGCUAAGGUGCAGAAUAGGUGAUGUUUAUCAUCAUCUUUAAUUAGUUCUUAAUGUGGUAACAUUUGAUACUAAGCACUAAAACAGUCUAAAUUAAGUUGUUUUCUCAUUUGCUUUGCCUGUUUUGUUAAGACCAAAGUAAUGAAUGAGCUGAAAUCAAGACCAAAUAACAUGUAAUGGAAAGUCGUCACCCAAAGUUCUCGGCAGAACUUAUCGAGAAAAGAUUAAGUCUGCAAAGUUUCUGGUCAACCUGACUGUAUGGACCAUCAUGUACCGUCUCCAUUCAAUAGCUGUUGGGAUAUUUCUGGCAGGACUUAAGAGGUUGACCAAGACCAUUACUGUAAUCAAUAGCACUAUACCACUAUCAUGGCUGAUAUAACAUUUCUUGCAAAACAUUAAUGGACUGUAGCUCAGCAUCCAUGAGCUGACUUCUGUUGCAUUAAUUGCUUAUUUAUAAGUUUAUCCGCCAUAAUUUGUAUAUUUGUUUCCCUGAAAUAUUGUUAAUUUCUUAUUAUAUAAGACUGUUUUGACUGUAUUGAUAUUUAUCUGUUGGUGUUUAGGUACUGGUGAGAGUGGAAAAAGCACCUUCAUUAAGCAGAUGAGGAUCAUUCAUGGUCGUGGAUACUCCGAUGAAGACAAGAGAGGCUUCACCAGGCUGGUCUACCAGAACAUCUUCACUGCCAUGCAGGCCAUGAUACAGGCCAUGAAGACAUUACAGAUCCCCUACAAGCACAAAGACAAUGAGGUAAACCUGAUUUUUUUGCUCUCACACACAGUGGCAUAUUGAGAAACUGUUUUUACCACACACUGGCUAACAGAAGUGAAGCGAGGUUUACCGUCUCAGACAAUGUCAGAGCCUGUGGUGUGUUCAGGGUGCAGCACUUCUGGUAAUUUGUGGCGGUCUCUAGUUUUGCAAUCUUGCUGUCAGAGGGUUGUGUCUAUUUACGGAAAGAACACGUGAUGUUACACUGCAGGCAUGUCAAGACAGGUGCUUCUGAGCCAAGUCCAAGUCACAGACAUAAGAGGGAAUAGAGGGAGACAGAGAAUUCCCCAUUAACCACACAGGAAUGUGCCCCUGUCAGGCCUGUAUUAACAACUUAUUAAUCACACCAGAGUGCUGGUAAACACAAAUACAAGCUACUGCAGUAUUGUUUUUACAAGUUCCAGGUAAGGAUGGGGGAAGUCUGCUUCCCGUACUGAUGGCGAAAGCUGGGGGGUUAUUCAUGUGGCUGUCAUGGACCACUGGCACCAUUAACUAAGCCUGAGUCAGCACGUGUGUUACAUGUUUCUCCUUUUCUAAGUUUAAGUAAAGGUGACAUGCUCACAGUACAACACUUUGUCACCUUGUGUUAACGCUGUAGUACCUGUCUGAAUAUUAGACAGCUGCAUUGCUGGGACUACAGGUGGCUUAAAAAUGACAGUGCUGUUCAAUAUUACAUUACAUUACCAUGUGUUACCAAUCGAUCAAUCAGUCUUUAUUUAUAUAGCACUUUUUAUACACAACCAUAUAGCACAAAGUGCUUUACACAGAAAAAGGAAUAAUGGAAACAAAGAAUACCCAAAUCUACAUCAGCCUAGGAAUAAAAGAAACAAGGGAUACCCAAAUCUACCCCAGCCCAACUCCUCAUUCCCACCCCACAAUCUAAACACUACAGAAACAGUAUUAAAAUGCAUUAACUUAAAAGGGCUUGAUUUCGUGGAAAUGGGAAUGUGUGCACUGAGGAAAAGUCAUUUUAACACUCAAGAUAAGUAAACACUGGAGGUUUAGGUUAAAAUCUAAAAAAAAAGUAACAUCGAAUGAAAUUUAAGAAAUAAUAAAUAAAAUGAAAUAAAAACAAUAGUAAAAGAUACUAAAAUAAGAGCACCAAAACAGCUCAAUUAAAAGACAAUCCUGUCAUUAAAACUAGAAAGGGAUGAAUGCUAAAACACUUUAACAAAGUUAAUGAUAUAAAAUUUAGUUAAAAGCAAGACUAAAAAGGUACGUUUUGAGUUUAGUUUUAAAAUCAUUAAGAUUAGGUGCAGUCCUCAGGUCUUUAGGUAAGCCGUUCCAUAGACAAGGGACAUAGUAAUAAAAAGAUGCCUCAACGUAUGUCUUGGUUUAUUUCAAAGUGUUAUUUCUCCAUUUGUUGAGAACUUGAUUCUGAUUGGGUUAUGGUUUUUUAUGGUCUGUUAUUUCUGUAUAGCAGACAGGACACAAACAGAUCUGAUAGCAAUGCAGUUUGAUCACAGAAUAUGGAGGAAAAUGUUCUUUAAAAUUAAUCUGCAAAAAGAUUCAGUAAUCACAGUGUAUAUUGUGUGAAUAUAAGCUUUUUGGACAUGAGCUAAUUGACACAAGAUGUCUCUUCCAACCAACCAAAGUCCCUUGUUACUCCCCCUUUUUCUCUUCCCUGGAAAAAGGCUAAAACCCUUAAAAUAUAUUUUAAACAAUAACCUGUUAGCUAAGUCUAGGGGUGUGCGAUAUCUUGAGUAUACUCUAAUACAAAUUUCUAUUUGUUCACGUAACUAAAUCGCAACCAUCAAGUAUCCCACAAGCUGUAACAUUAACGCAUUAAGCUCUUUUCUGUUUCAAUUUCAAAUUGACAAAGAUCCUCAUGCGCUUUCGUUACUUCACCUUUUUUGCUGACACGAUGAAGGCUGAUCUCACUCUUCUUUCUGCUCUAGCAGCAGAGCAGAACAGGCAAUCACAGGCUGAAGUGAUAUUGUUACACCAUGAUUAGUUUGAUAAGACGAAGCCUGAUGUUUUUAAGUGUUCCGAUUCUGCUUUUCUAGAGAAUGGAGUCAGAUCGACAUCAUCCAUGUAAUCCCUCAAACCUGCCCUGCAUUAAUAAGCUCUGAACAAGAGGGGGUUGAGGCACUGAUCAUGCUUUAUAUCACACUAUGUAAGAGUGUGGCCCUUCCUACUUUAGGGCCAUAUUAAUAAGAUAUAAUGUUGUCUUUCUUUGCUGUCCCUCACUGAAUGAACACAGACGUAAAGGUUUAAUCAGGUUUUCUGUUUUUCUUGUUUACCCAGUAAUAUUGUUAGAACUAAUUAAGAAUACAUUUUCCACAAAACACAAGGGAAAUUACAAAUCAGCCGUGAUUACGAACACGAUCGUGAAGAUGUGAUGUCUCACUCAAGGAUUCUUGCUGAAUGCACCUUUUUGCUGCUUUGAGCUGUUUUUGUUGAAGUCUUUGAGAACAAGGCCACAGUAGGAAGGCUGACCAUGCUGUUAUGCACAUAAGCGAUUCUGAGUGGUUCAAAAUCUGAACUAUAUUCAGUAUAACUAGACUGUGAUUGAACAUAUUAAUAAGGGGGUCUUUUUUAAUUACCUCUUGGUAUCAUUUUAUGCAUCACAAUGUUGUAAUUAACUUUUAUACUAGGGCCCAUUUAAGGGCCCAUUAAUCAGCAGAUUUAUACAUUUUUUUAAUGAAGUAAGAGAAGUAGCUCGAUCACGUAAUGUGUGCUGUUGUUUAUUCGACCGUUACUGGCACAGCUAACAGUGUAGCAAGGCUAAUAGCAGAUGGCUAACUCUAACUUUAGCUUGCAUAUUACAUGGUCCUUCACCGUUAACUCGGCGUGACCAAGACAAGCACAGCAGGGAACAUCGUGAAGUGGGUUGAACUGAAACUUGUUGACUUAUUGUGUAUUUCACAAACUGGUUUAUUUACCGUUGAGGCGGACCACUCCUCCGUGCGUCCCUGAGCUGCCUGCUGCAGAUCCGUCACUCUGCUGUGCUGCGAGAUAGUUAGUGGGUCAAGAUUGUCAUGAGGUCGCUGCGCCAUCUAAAGGAUAAGUCGGGAACUUUUCAAAUGGCGGAACAUUUUUGAAGUGAAACCGAAUCUUAUUCUCUGCAUUUUAUUUCUGAAAAUAUCUGUGAAAAUCAGUGAGUUUUGUCCGAUUACAGAUUAGUCUCAAAAGGGCUAAAAUUGGCCGAUUUAAUCGGCGCGCCGAUAAAUCGGUUGCGCCCUAAUUUAUACAGCGAUUAGAAAAUGUUGAGAUAUCGUGUAUCACAAUAUAGCAUAAAAACAUUGAAAUUUUAGUCACAUGACACAUUGCCCAGCCCUGGCUCGACAUUAUAACCCAACUUUAAUCUUCCUCUGUCUGAAAUCAUGAGCUGGUUAAUUUUUGGAAAUAACGCAAGAAUGUGAAUCUGCUUCUUACUUCUUGAACUAAACUAAACAUUUACUGCACAAAAUAGCCUGUCAACAACACAAAAUCAUGGUGGUGCUGAGAAAACACAUGAUUAGAUGCUUGAGGAUUCACGCCGACUUGGAAGUUUUGGUAGGAGCUGCUGUGGCUUUUGUUUUUAUUGAUCUCAGGAGGAGAGAGAAUCCAGAGCAGAGACAUUUUAAAACAGUUUAAAUAAAACACAGGCUGGCACAGCAGUUUCCAAGGAUCCCUUUAAAUGAGGCGAGUGGGUGCAUGAGAGUGGUGAGGCAGGAGCCAUGAAAUCGAUUUUAAAAGAUGCACCAAAACGGAAAGGCACUUGAGGGAAUGGCUUCCCCCAGAAAUGUCAAAAGAUGUGGCUAAAAAUAAGACAUUUCUCAGGUUUUUUGGACCACAGAUGGUUCAUGGCAGCAGUUUCAAUCAUCAAAUAACCGAAAGAAGAAGCAGAGGAGGGUUACUCCCUAUCUCUGUAUGUGACUGUGGGUAGAGAUAUGGAAGAUCAGAUAGAAUCGGUUUUAUUGGAGGUGAGGGUGGUACGAUAAACUAGUUAAUGCUCUUCAUAAUUUAUAUUGUACUUUGACUUUGAUCACAGUGAUCAAAGUAUAAUACAUAACAACCUGGAACAGUCGGCAGAUUAAUCAGCAGAUUUUUUAAAUUUUUUAUGAAGUUAUAUAAAUAUAUAUAUAUACUCUAGAUAUCUACAGUAAACUAUAAACUGUUGAUAUACUGUAGGCUACUGCUCUUCACGGCGACAGGAAGACCGACUGAUCAAGCUCGGACUAGAAAAGCGUUUUUAACUACUACCCCCCCCCCCCUUUUUUUUUUUUUCAAAUGGCAGAACAUUUUCGAAGUGAAACCAAAUCGUAUUCUCUGCAUUUAUUUAAAGUUUUGGCUAAUUACCGAUUAGUCUCUAACGGGCUAAAACUGGCCGAUUUAAUUGGCUCGCCGAUAAAUCGGUCGGGCCCUAUAAAAAAGUCUUGCUAAAGCAUGCAUAUCUCUCUCUGUUUGCCUUCUUUUUUUAUGUAAGCUUUAUUGCAAUCAUUGACAAUAGCAUUUUAUGAACAUACAUAUCUUUUAGGGGUUAAAAGGGAAACAAUAGAGAUUUUGAAGAAGACUGAAAUUUUCAAGUUAAAUUGAAGGGUCACCGGUUUUAAGCGUGGAUAUGAUUGGAAAACAUGACAACAUGACUACAUAUGACAGUUUUGAGCAGCCCCCUGUGUAUGAGAGCCCCAGACAUUUUUCUAAAAUUCUCUUAAAAUAUUUCCUGAAAUUUUCCAGAUUGCAUUUCUCACAAGGGCUUUAGUAAACACAGACUGAAACAGGGUUCUACCAAAAGAAAUAAACCAGGCACGCAGCUACAAAACAAAUGUAUUUUCCCUAUUUCAUUAAAUUAUUAGUCAUUAAAGAUUGACCUUUGAUUAUCUCAGCUAAACAGAGCUGUAUUUGACUUUUGAUUGCAAAUGGCUCUGCAUGAUGGAGUCCUGUUUGACCUUGAUCUUCAUGUGGCCCAGCUCGCUGAAGCAGAGUUUGACUUUUGGCAACAUUGGUGUGAUUGAAACGCUGACUUUUAGUGCAACAGAGGGGAAUAGAUUUCAGUUUUCAGCAGCAGCAGCAGGAUGAUUAGUUAAUAGAGGAGGGGGAUGCAUCAAACGAAGCAAAAAAAAAGAGUUUUGAUGAGGCAUUAGUUUUAAUAAGUUGCUGUGUUGUUUUCCUGUUGUUUUCCUUAGGCGAACGCCAGCAUUGUCAGCACAGUUCACGUGGAGAAAGUCACAACAUUAACAAAUCCUUACGCCGAUGCCAUCAAGAGCCUGUGGAGCGACCCUGGGAUUCAGGAAUGUUACAGUCGGAGGAGGGAAUACCAGCUCUCCGACUCGGCCAAAUAGUGAGUGUAAACAGAAACUGGUCUGACAUUGCCAAAUAGUUUCCACUGUUGAAUCUGCCUUUUGUCUUUUUAAUGCACUCUGAGGUCCAGGUUAAGUGAAUGUUCCAUCUAAGGCUAUUGACUGAUGCUUAAAAGCAAAGAACAACAUUUCAAACCUGCUUAAAUAAUUCAACACGGUGAAUUUCCUGUAAGAAAAGACUCCUCUCCUUGAAUAUCCUGUUAUUAAUGUCAGAAUUGACUCUCCUGUGUGGUUCAGUAUCUCUGUAUCUAUCAGGUUUUGUUUUCAUUUUCUGACCUCUGCAUCGUCCUCCUUUUGUAAACAGCUACCUGAACGACUUGGACCGAAUUGCUGAUAAUGCUUAUCUGCCAACCCAGCAGGAUGUCCUGAGGGUCAGAGUACCCACGACGGGUAUCAUAGAGUACCCUUUCGACCUGGAGAAUGUGGUGUUCAGGUGAGUGUUUUAUAGUGUUGUUAUAUUUCAUGUUGAAGUGGUUUUAUUGCAGCUGUGGCCAUAAAUAUUGCUGAAGUACAGGGAGUCAGGCUGGCGGAUAUAGAUUAAAUCUGAUACCAGUGAUAUCAGCAUGUGAACUUGAGUAAUCUGCUCAAAGUGGACUCCUGCUGAUAUGAGAUUUUUAAGGGUGACACCCUCUAACAUUGAUAUCAGGGGAUUUUUGAGGCUGAUAUGAAUUUUAGAGUGGGAAAUCUACCUUACAAUGAUAUCAAAACAAGUUUAGUAUGACUAUGUGAAGUUACUCAGUUACAUACUCGGCUGCUCUAAAGGACCCAAAGCUUUUUUUUUGUUAAUGCAUAUCAGAAAAUCAGUGUUUUAUUGUCUACUAUAAGAGGCGUGUGUUGGUCUGUCAAUGCAGAUUAGGCAAUAUCCGCCAGUCUUUGGGUCAAAGUACUACUUCACAAAUCUUCUGGAGGUUUUUCUGUUAAGUAUUAUCCUCAGACAAGUCCUCACAUAAAUGUUGAGGGAAUUGAGACACAAGUUAAAAACAAUUGUAUCUUAUGAGUCAUUCUUGUUUAAGCAUAGUUGUCUCGCUAAGAGUUACACACUCAGGGGUCCACAGCUGUUUUUUGCCCUUUUAUAGAAGCUGUUUUCUUUCUGUAAUAUAUCUUUGGAGCUUUGAUUUAAACUGAUAGAGAGGUCAGUGAAGUGUGCAAACAGAAAAGAUCAGUUUUUAAAUGAGAAAAUAAUGACAGCGUCUCAGUACAUUUCAUCAAUGAACUCUUCAUACUUCAUUUAUUUUACGGAGCUUCUUAUUCAUCUUCUCUUUAGUGCUAGUCGACAGCUUUCCGUUUGUCAUGGAAAUGUGGAAAAAUCAUUAAAGCUUUUAAACUCCAAAUGUAGUCAUAAGGUAAUGACUGUAAUACUGUACUUAUAAAACUGGACAAAAAAGUGAUUUGAGUUGUGGGUAGGGAUGGGGGAGAUGGGCUGAAAAAUUUAUCAGAAGUUUUGCCAUUCUGGCGAUAAUGAUAAAAGUCACAACAAAAAAAUACUUUAGUAUUUAAUAUAAAUAUUGUUCUUGGAUGGCACUUAGCAGUAGGCAUAGUCAAAUAAGAGACUUAACCACUAGUUGAAGUGAUAGGUUAUGGAGAAAACUUGUGACAUCAAAUAAGUCUGAAAUGUAAAAACACUUUCAACAUUUAUUCAAAACUCUUAUUGCACAGAGUGAACAGCAGCUGCAGAUCCACUGUCCGAUGUCAGGCAUACGUGACUGCACUCAUCUAAGCCCCAAUCUUGAAGGAAAAUUUAUUUAAGUAAAGGUCCUUACACAACGGACCGACGCAAAUCUAUGAUGCGAAAUUACGAAUUAUUCAGAGGUGGGUUUUGACGCGCCUGACUAUACACAUCAAGCCCGAUGUGAUUUUGUGACUUUCUGGGGGGAAAAAAGACACGUCCCAGGUGGAAGCGAGAAGACUGACACAACAGCAGACUGACUGUUUUUCAGUUCUGAUUAGACACUAGUGUUGAGAUGUCUGUCUGUCAUGAUAGCAUGUACUGAGUCAGGGCUAGUACCAGAUAAGCACAUUAAACUAUAAUCCAUAAACGUAAGGUAACAACCAAGACCUAAUGGUGCUGUGACAGCAACGCGAUUGAGUUUGAGACAGUGAAAAUACAUAUGGUAUGUUGAAUCUGAACAGGUUAGCUUACGAGCUAAAGUUACUUAGCACAGAUGAAAGUUAAAACAAAGAUGUUUAGCAAACUGUUAAAGCACAAAAACCAUCGUCAUAUGAGAGAUCUGACGUUAUGACUCUCCACAAGUUGUCCUUCAGGUCGUUAUCUUUGUAAUGUUUGUGUUUUUUAUCAAAAAGCACUCUGUUCUCAGACACGUAAACAAUCAGCCAGUCGGCCAUGUUGGAUAUUCCGGUGAAUCUGACGUCGCAGCAACUUGAAAUCUGAUUGGUCAGAAGUGGACACACAGUAUGCGAAACUUUAGAAAAAUCGACUGUGAUACGAAAAAAUAAAUGCUGGAAUAUUGCAGGACAGGAAAAAGUCGCUGAUGUAAACACUUGUAUUGACAGGAUACGGGUUCAAAAAAAAAUAAUGACGUCCGAAAUAAUCGCAAGAAGAAACCGCUCCCGGUGUGAAUGGACCUUAAUCGUGAACGAUUAUUUAUCGCCCAUCCCUAGAUAUUGGGAGCUGUUCAAUGUUUGGUCUGGGCUCUCAUAGGGUCCUAUUGUUUCCUUUAAUCAUAGAUUAAAUUGUUGUCAGGGAAUUUUUUCCUUGUUGGUCCUUAUGUUUUGUUCUGCUUCUGCUUGUGUGUCAAAGCACUUUGUAAACAUCACAUAAAUAAAGUAAUUACAGCAUACUUAUCAAGAGAAAACUGUAAUAUGUUUGUGCCCCUGUGGACAAGUCAUCUACGUCCUUAAGUGGUGUCAAAAUCUCAUCCCACUGACCCUCAACAGUCAAUGUAUCAUAUAUUGUGACUAUUUCAUGUUUAUAACAUGAAAACAUGUCUGUUUCUUCAGCUGCUUGGCUGACACCUACACCUCCACAGCGGUUUCAGGCAUUAAAAUUUACAAGAGGAUUAUAGUGAAUUCUGUAGGUGAUGGUCUUGUUUGCUUUUGUGUAUCAUGAACAGGCAUCAAAUGAAUUUUGGUCUAUUUAAUUGAUGUCAAAAAUCUCUCACAGGAGCUUUAAUUUGUGUACCAAAAUAUUGUUUUUUGUUAUGUUGUGGGUUCUUUGCCUGGUUUGUUGUUUGUUUGGCUUUUUGGUAAUGACUUGAAAUCGUGUCUGUAGGAUGGUGGACGUGGGUGGCCAGCGUUCAGAGAGGAGGAAGUGGAUUCACUGUUUUGAAAAUGUCACAUCCAUCAUGUUCCUGGUGGCUCUCAGCGAGUACGAUCAGGUUCUGGUCGAGUCUGUGAAUGAGGUGAGUUACAGGCUGCUACCUGCAAAGUAAAGCAAGAACUGACAGCAGCCCGUUUCCUCUUGUUUAAAAUAAUUACACAGGAAGAAAAGGGACACUCUUGGGAAAAGCAAAACAAAUGCUGGGAGGUUUCACAGAAGCAUGGUCUUUGUCAUAUAAGGUUAAGGUCUGCUGGUGGAGUUUAUGACCUACAUUUCUACAGAGCCCUGCACGUCUGGCGUCUUUCUCAGUUUCUCUAUCUCUCUUCCUGAUCACAAUAACAAACCUUAUCUGGACCUUUUGCUGCAGUUUGCACGGUUCAUCUGCAGGGGGAGCUCUUAAGUCACUCUCCUCAGCAGCAGAGUGCACCUCUCAGCAAGGAUUGUUCACUUGAUGAGAUUACAGCCAAUUGAAUUUUCUGAAACAGUCAGUGCUGCUGUCUAGCGCUAAGACGAUGUCUGAUUUCAUAAUCCCGCUCAUGCUGAGAUGUUUGUGUGUUUAAAGAACCGCAUGGAAGAAAGCAUGGCCUUGUUCCAGACCAUCAUAAACUACGAGUGGUUCAAAGAAUCCUCAGUGAUCUUGUUCCUAAACAAGAUCGACUUACUGGAGGAGAAAAUCAUGUACUCUCAUUUGGUCGACUACUUCCCUGAAUAUGAUGGUAAGAAGAAAUAAAUCCUUUAUGAGCACUAGGCUGUUGAUGAUUGAAGUCAAAAUUAGCAUUUCUAUAGCUAUGGUUUGUUUAUUUAGAUUUGUUGUGUCUUAAAACUUUCAUAUAACAUCUUUUAAAAAUAACAAUGACAGAUUUUUACUGUUACAGAUGAAAAGUUGGAUGUCUAAGGACUAUAUAUCACACCCUUCUGACUCAGUAAACUCUGUGGUUUUGCUGCAUGGUCCAGUGCAACCAGUAUAGACACUACCACAAGCUAUUGUAAGCCAACUUGUGAUAUUACUGCAGGGUGUUCUCUGCUACUUUAGACUCAUUAAAAUGCACUCAGUCAAAUUUUCAAUGAUGAUAUCUCUUUAAUUUGCAGAAUCUGGAAAUUAGUGUGAGAACAGUUAAUGUUUUAAGUUGGUGUAAAACCAGCAUAUGUAAGGAAAGACUCAAAUAGUCUGUCAAAGCUAUACCACAGUGACUUAAACAGCUGUUAGCUCAGUUUUUCUGACCGGUAUGUUGCCAUGUUAAAACCACAAAUUCAAGCUGAUUUAAUUGAAAUUGAUUAAGUUUAUCUCCAGUGCUUUGCAAUUGUACUUUUUCUAAUUUGGAUCUGAAAGCCUGUUUUGUCAUUCCCAAUUCAAGUCCCCCUUAAAUUUUACCAACAUUGAGCUAAUGGUUGUUCCAGCAUCCACACAGAGAAGCAGGAGGAGUGACCCAUUAUUAGGGUUGGGUAUCGAGUCCCGAGCAUCGAUGGGGACCGGGAGUGACAUUUCGAUUCUCCUGGAAUCGUUCAAAUUUUAAAAUUCCGAUUUCAAAUUUCGAUGCCGGAGUCCAUCGACCGGAAGAAAUAGCCGCCAAACACCAAUGAGGACGAAGCGUAUGAGACGAAGCCACACAGAGAGAGACAGAGAGAGAGAGUGCAUUGCAACCCACAGCGGCUGCGGUCAAAAGAAUGAACUCUUCUCUCAGUGCAACAUUAGCAACAAAGUUAUAUCAUGCAAAGGGGGGUGAACGACCAACAUGAUUAAACACCUCAGGAUUCAUGGAGGAGAAAUACCUGAGUGCCCUGUCUUUGACGUGCUUCGCCACUGUUGUGCCGUAGAAUGCCCCCCUGACAGGAGCGCAGUUGAAAGUAUUUAACAAGGUGAAAUAAUUCAAGUUUUCCUUACCACUGGAUGGAUUCUAAAGUGUGUGCCUUUAAUCAUUUCAUUCAGGCUAUUCAGAUAAGCUGAAAACAAUAGCCCUCAGAUUCGGAAUAUUUGCUGUCCCGAAAAUAUAAUGUUCUCUACCUUGACAGUUCACUGUACAAUUUAUAUACCCAAGUACACCUCUAUGUGUGCAUUUUUGAAACACAUAAAAACAAAACGAAAGUUUGCUACUCCAUUUGACAUGUUGUCAUGAUUCAAUACUCGUGUUUUUUUUUUUAAAUAUGAGAUCAUUGUCUUCCACUUUAAGAAGCUAAUGAGUGGAGGGGAUGCAUUCUACCUGACAACAAAAAUUGAUAUUUAUAUACUGUCUGAAAAUAGCCCAUGUGGGAAAUUCAUAGUAAAGUUCUUAAAAAGUUAAUAUAAUUUAAAAAUCCAUGGAGAAGUUCAGAAAUUUCAUCCAAAAAGAGAUACUCCGGUUAGCACCCUCAUUUAAACCACUCUUUUUUUUCUCAUAUCCUGCCUUUUAAAAGAAUCAAAACAGAGAAUUGAUAGGAAUCGAAAUCGAAACUCGGAAUCGGAAUCGAAACCGGAAUCGUUCAAAAUCAAACGAUACCCAACCCUACCUGUAACUUCAUAAACUUUACUAAUGAAAACAACUGACUUACAUUUCAUGAGUAAUUUCAGUGUCACGUCUUGAAAUCUUUCUUGUUUCAUUGAUGGUUUAACAGGGUAAAAACGACAGUCAGCAUUGUAGCAUACAUGUGCACAUUUUACAGUCUCACACACACAUAUGCAGACAGUACAUGCACAGUGAUAAUUUCUCUAUGUGAUAAAGUAAAAAGGCUGCAUUACAGUGACAUUAGAGAGGCCUUCAUUCUAGAUUUAUUAUAGGAAACAAAGUUUAAGUUUUCAAAUGAUAGUCUGUAUUGUUUCCUCUUUUAUGACUCUCACGUAAUGUUAUUUGCAGGUAAUUUAUACCGCCUUAUGUAUUUUAAAGCUUUUAUGAAAACACCACACUGACUUUUAUGUGCUGUUUUCUCCCUCUGUCUCUUUCUACCAGGCCCCCAGCGGGAUGUGAAAGCAGGGAAAGAUUUCAUCUUAGAUAUGUUUGUGAGUCUCAAUCCCAACGAGAAAAAAAUCAUCUACUCCCACUUCACCUGCGCCACAGACACAGACAACAUUCAAAUUGUUUUUCGUGCUGUGAAGGACCACAUCUUGCAAGGCAACUUAGAAGUCUUCAACCUGGUUUAAGGCGGCAUUUGUUGCUGUUGUAAUUCAAUCGUGUGUGUACAGCUGGCAGCCAGGAGAGCCCUGCAGUGAUUCAGUCUGCCUCACACUGCUGCUGAACACUGAAAUCCUAAACAGGAAAUUGAGAGGCUACAGAGCUUGUCGCCAAAUGACUUUGCCACUGGUGUAUUUCAAAUUUUCCUGUUAGGUUCUCUGGAAAUGGAUGUCCCCAGCUAUAAUGAAGUGUGUCCUGACAAUUAAAGUGCUGCCUUAGUGAGGAGUCUAUUAUAGCGAGCGCUCUGAAAUUUAUGGAGCUCUUUGUGAACGUUUCAGAGCACUAACAGUAUAAAUGCACAUGGAUGGAUUGAGAAGGGAAAAAGUAUUUCAUCGGCCUCAAAGUCCUUUCUGGACUUGUAAAUGUACCAGGUCUCCUCUACAGGGAAACAGUGGAAGUGAACGUAGACUAACUGCAAUGCAGCAGCUUACAUCACUGACACAGGUAGUUUAUUUUUAAUGUAAAAACACUUUUAAAUACUCUAAACUAGCUUGUGUCCUGACUCAAAGGGAAAUAAGUCGGAAUAAACACUAACAACACUGAAAAUGAUUUGCACACUAUUCGGUUCCUUAGAUUCAUAAUUUACUUGUUUUUUUGUGUGUACUUCACUUACUCCGGUUUUAUAUUUCCAUAACCUCAUUUUAAGUCCCCCCAGACUUAGUAUACCCGUCUGAUGGCAGUCUUCAACCACUUUAUGAGCACAACAUUCAUGAAUUGUUAUGUAAUUUAGCACACAUUUCAAAGGGAAUCCGAGUGAUUCUGUCUCUUAAGCAUUCUUUUUGUUUUGUUAGAGCCAUAGAAUCAAGUGUUUUACAGUUCAGGGACUAUUUUUUGGUACUUAAAGCAUUUUUCUCCCCCUAAAACCACUUUUUAAAAUAGCUCUUGAUCAUUCAUGAUUAAUUAAUUUAGUGCAUGUUGUAAAUAUCACAUGGCAAAGUUAUUUUCUCCCACACUUGUAUCAUGAUUCAGUGUUGAAAGGCUAACUUGCUAUGUUAAAUAAUCUCUGAGGUACUGAAUUAAUGCAUUCUUGUUCUUCACUCAUAUGCUGUUAAAGGGAAUAAAAAGCUAAUGAGAUCGCAUCCACAGCACUAAUGUUUACACAACCCUUUCCUCCUAAUUACAGCCUGUUCUGAACUGUUUAAUUUAUACACUGUCACUGUGAUAUCUUUAUGCAGUCUUUCAUUUGAUUGGAUAAAUAAAAAGAUAUUUUGCUGUUCA
Molecule: messenger RNA, 19663 nt
Organism: Xyrichtys novacula (pearly razorfish)
Lineage: Eukaryota; Metazoa; Chordata; Actinopteri; Labriformes; Labridae
Source: the annotation of a GenBank genome assembly